AUGCGUUCUCUUGACUUAAGUUCCAACUCCCUUCAAGGAGAGCUCCUUCCUUCUAUUUGCAAUGCUGGCACACUUGAGAUUCUUAACUUGUCCCACAAUAACUUCACCGGCACCAUUCCACAUUGUAUUGUCAACUCUAACCCUAGUCUUUCUGUGUUGGAUUUACAAAAUAAUAGUUUUUCUGGCAUUGUACCUGAAUCAUUUGAAGUGGGGAACAAUUUGAGAACCCUAAAUCUGAAUGGCAACUUUCUAGAAGGGUCAUUAUCUCAAUCUAUGGUCAAUUGCACAAGGCUGAGAGUCUUGGAUCUUGGCAACAACAACAUAGAAGAUGUAUUUCCCCAUUGGCUGGAAGCUCUUGAAGAAUUGCAAGUACUUGUUCUUAGGGGGAAUAAAUUCCACGGUUUUAUCCCUAGUUUUAAGGAUAAUAGAAGCCAUGCCUUCCAUAUGUUAAAAGUACUUGACCUGUCUAGCAACAAUUUGAAAGGUCCUUUACCUGCAUUGUUCUUCAAAUCUUUCAAAGCUAUGAGAAGAUUAGAUGAAAAAACUCACUUGCAGUACUUGACUUAUGCAAACUCUACCUAUAAUGGUGGCUUUUAUGAGGACUCCAUUGACAUGACCUGGAAAGGAUUUGAAAUUCAUCUACAAAAGGUAUUGACUAUUUUCACAAGCAUUGAUUUAUCCAAUAACAUGUUUGAGGGAGAGAUUCCUGAAGUUAUUGGAGAGUUCCAUGCAUUGAAGGGGCUCAAUUUCUCACAUAAUGGGCUCACCGGUGCAAUUCCUAUCUCAAUAGGAAAUUUGAGGAAGUUGGAAUGGUUGGAUUUGUCAUCAAACAACUUUACUGGGAGAAUUCCUACUGAGUUGACUAAUCUCAAUUUUCUCGGGGUAUUGAACCUUUCAAAGAAUCAACUUGAUGGUUGCAUUCCUAGGGGCCAACAAUUUGAGACCUUCUCAAGUGAUUCUUUUAAAGGAAACAAAGACUUGCGUGGUUUUCAACUCAUGAUUCCAUGCAACGCUCGUGAGGAAAGACAAGAACCACUUCCAAGUUCUGAAGUUGGAUUCGAAUUUGGAUGGAAACCUGUGGUGUUGGGAUAUGUAUGUGGAGUAGCAUUUGGAGCAAUGUUGUUUCAGGUUAUGAUGUUCACAGGCAAACCUCAAUGGGUUGCAAGUCUGGUGAAUGAUUCGCCUAAGAAGAGAAAGAGGAGGGUUAGAAACCGUACGUGGUAG
Messenger RNA from Neltuma alba, 1224 nucleotides. Its product is annotated as receptor-like protein 9DC1. Gene Ontology annotation, molecular function: protein binding. The record is from RefSeq and is a predicted model, not a curated record. The transcript has a single exon. NCBI's taxonomy places the organism in Eukaryota, Viridiplantae, Streptophyta, Magnoliopsida, Fabales, Fabaceae. The coding region runs from base 1 to 1224 and encodes 407 amino acids.